Messenger RNA from Lodderomyces orthopsilosis Co 90-125, 1182 nucleotides. RefSeq names its product pseudouridine synthase (gene PUS4). The coding region runs from base 1 to 1182 and encodes 393 amino acids. The transcript has a single exon. Gene Ontology annotation, molecular function: RNA binding; pseudouridine synthase activity. NCBI's taxonomy places the organism in Eukaryota, Fungi, Ascomycota, Pichiomycetes, Serinales, Debaryomycetaceae. Gene Ontology annotation, biological process: mRNA pseudouridine synthesis; tRNA modification. Gene Ontology annotation, cellular component: mitochondrion. The record is from RefSeq and is a predicted model, not a curated record.
AUGAAUGGAGUGUUUGCUGUAUACAAGCCAUCGGGUAUUUCGUCGGCGAAAUAUAUAGGUGAGCUUCAAGAACUAUUCACCAAAUCCAAGACCUUUGCUCCUGAUUUAAAAGCAAUGAAGGAGAAAGUUUUGUAUGACUUAAGUCGAGAUAAAAAAUGGAAAAACCGUGCACAGAAGAAAGCCGAUAAUACUAAAAUAAAGAUUGGCCACGGCGGGACCUUAGAUCCAAUGGCUAGUGGAGUUUUGGUUGUUGGAGUUGGAUUGGGCACAAAGAAGUUGCAGUACUAUUUAUCCGAGUGUCAAAAGACUUAUGAGACAAAAGCAUUGUUGGGAAUAUCGACCACUACAGGGGAUGCUGAGGGUGAAAUUAUAACCAAAACUAAGGUUGAUUAUAUAACCCCAGAAUUGGUGAAGCUGACUGUGAAAAAGUUUGUUGGAGAUAUCAAACAAACACCUCCAAUUUUUUCAGCUUUAAAGGUCAAUGGGAAACCACUUUAUGAGUAUGCUAGAGAAGGGCUACCAUUACCAACUCAAAUUAAAGUAAGAGAUGUCAGAGUUAACGAUAUCAAGGUGAUUGAUGAUGACUUACUAUCAACUGAUCAUGAGUUUAAAAAGCUCGAGAGCGAAUUGGAUGAAAAUGGUGUUCCUAAAGAGCAUGGAUUGAUGAAUAAUCCAACUUUAAAUGACUCUCCGUUGUAUUAUUCCAAGGAGCACCUUGAAUCGUCUAAAGAUGACUUGGCGGAUGUUAAGCCCAAGCUACUAGCCGAUGAUGAACACCAUCCUGAAAAAUUACCAUUAAUACAUUUCAUAUCUGACGUUUCUUCUGGGACGUACAUUAGAAGCUUGAUUAGUGAUAUUGGAAGAGCCUUGGAGUCCUCAGCUUACAUGGUUGAACUUAUCAGGGUUAAGCAAUCUGAGUGGCAAUUAGAUAAAAAUGUGUUUAAAAUGGAGGAUUUUGAGAAGAGUGAGGAUGUGUGGGGUCCAAUUUUGAAAAAAGUCUUGGACCAAGGAGGAGAAAAUAUAGACUUGACAGCAGAGUUUUCUGCUAUGGAUAGACAAUCGGAGAAUACAAAAGAUGGGGAAACUGAAUCCAAAGAUGUGUCUAAUGAUGUGUCUACAAAUGGGUCUACAGAUGACGCACCAAGAGGAGAAAAGAGAACAAUUGAUGAAGUUGAAAAAUGA